AUGGACAGCGGGGUGGCCCUGCCCCAGGUGGGCGCGCGGGGCGUGCACGCGCGGCGGCAGCGCGAGUUCACGCCCGACGAGAAGAAGGACUCGCAGUACUGGGAGAAGCGGCGCAAGAACAACGAGGCGGCCAAGCGCUCGCGGGAGAAGCGGCGACUGCAGGACGCGGCGCUCGAGGGGCGCCUGGCCGCGCUGCUGCGGGAGAACGAGGCGCUGCGGGCCGAGCUGCGCGCCCUGCGCCCGCGCGCGGGACUCGGGGCGCACGGCGGGGGCGCGCGCGCGCGGCCCCUGCACGCGCGCCUCUGGGACCCGCCCUGGCCCGCGGAGCCCGGCGCGGGGGGCGCCGAGCCCCUCUCCCCGCUGCCCGCCGCCUCCCAGGGCUGCCUCUUGAGGGCGGCGUCGUGCCCGCUGGAGGCCGGCGUUCCGGGCUGCUGCAGCUGCCUCCUGGCACACAGGUGGGCGGGCCUGGCCUCCCCCGCCAACGCCCCCCUGCCCGCCCCCCGGAGGCUGGACGUGGCCCUCCCCGCUACUUUCUUCAGCUGCCAGCUCCUGGACGGGCAUGGGGGCCCAGGACCCCAGUUCAGGCCCUGCUGGGGGCUGUGGUCCCCCAUCUCCGCGGGUUGUCCCGCCCCCGGGGCCUCGGAGAUGUUGCUGAGCCCCGCGGCCGACCCCGUGGGGCUGUCCCUCCCCGGAGGGAAGGACCCCGAGGCCCUGGCUCAGCCAUCUCUUCCCCACAAACUGCGCCUCAAGCCCUGCGUCGCGGGCAGAGGGAGCCGAGGGUGGGAGGGGGCGCGGGGCCCCCUCUGAGCGCCGUGCUGUGCAGGGCCAGGCGCCUGGAGGGGCCUCGCUGGGUUGUGGGUUUGUGCGCGUUCGCUUGUCCAGGCCAGACUGUUAGGACACCUGGGAGGGCUGGGCUUCUAUUAGGAUCAUUCUAGAGCGCCUCCUGGCUGAAAAUCUGGGCCUGGGACAGUCUUCAGCCUCUCUGCCACCCAACUAGCUCUUCACACUCCCAAGAGUGA
Molecule: messenger RNA, 1019 nt
Organism: Sorex araneus (European shrew)
Lineage: Eukaryota; Metazoa; Chordata; Mammalia; Eulipotyphla; Soricidae
Gene: NFILZ
Product: NFIL3 like basic leucine zipper
Exons: 1
Coding region: 1-807 (268 amino acids)
Biological process (GO): circadian rhythm; regulation of DNA-templated transcription
Cellular component (GO): nucleus
Molecular function (GO): DNA binding; DNA-binding transcription factor activity
Source: RefSeq, a predicted model, not a curated record